CUGUCAAGCUCUCUCCCUGCCUCACGCUUCGCACCUCUCACUUCCCACUUUACAUUUUGAUAACUUUUUAAAGUAUUUUCUUGCAUUAAGUGCCCCCUCGGGACGGGGGGGACGGAGGGUAGGUCUGGUCUCCGGUACUGGGACAACUCUGGAGGGCCACGACACACAACCAACUCUCCCGCCCGCAUUCAUCUGUGUCCCCUUGGUGUGGGAGGGCUGGCGGCGCCGGGUGCCGUCCACUGCCCCAGGUCGCGUGACUCCCUCCCCUCUCUCUCUCUGUCUCUCUCUCUCCCUCUCUCUCCUCCAGGCCGCCUGCGUGUCCCACCGUAUAAGAGGCAGCUGGAUCCCAGCCACCAUAUUGAUUGUUGAGCGGCGGUCCAGAGCGGAGUACGGUGCGGCGGGGACCGCGAUAUCCGGACUGAAAUCGUGGUUUUCCCACUGUCUUUGUCUUUGGUACCAGGAAUGAGGGCCUAGAAAGUGACUGGGAUUAUGGAACUGAAAUGGAUAAGUGUGUGAGGUAAAAUGAUGAGAUAUAUUCCCAGAAGAGGCAGCGAGAUGUGCCCCUGGAAAUAACUUCGGGAGAGAUGAAAAUAUAUGAACGUGGAAGUGAGAAGAGACUAUGAACAGUGCCUGGAACACCCGCUAGUGACGUGCCUGGAACACCCGCCAGAGACGUGCCUGGAACACCCGCCAGAGACGUGCCUGGAACACCCGCUAGUGACGUGCCUGGAACACCCGCGAGAGACGUGCCUAGGAACACCCGCGAGAGACGUGCCUGGAACACCCGCGAGAGACGUGCCUGGAACACCCGCGAGAGACGUGCCUGGAACACCCGCGAGAGACGUGCCUGGAACACCCGCGAGAGACGUGCCUGGAACACCCGCCAGAGACGUGCCUGGAACACCCGCGAGAGACGUGCCUGGAACACCCGCGAGAGACGUGCCUGGAACACCCGGGAGUGACGCGCCUGGAACACCCGCGAGUGACGUACCUGGAACACCCGCGAGAGACGCGCCUGGAACACCCGCGAGUGACGUGCCUAGAACACCCGCAAGAGACGUGCCUGGAACAGCCGCGAGUGACGUGCCUGGAACACCCGCGAGUCACGUGCCUGGAACACCCGCGAGUCACGUGCCUGGAACACCCGGGAGUGACGCCUGGAACACCCGCGAGAGACGUACCUGGAACACCCGCGAGAGACGUGCCUGGAACACCCGCGAGAGACGUGCCUGGAACACCCGCGAGAGACGUGCCUGGAAACACCCGCGAGUGACGCCUGGAACACCCGCGAAAGACGUGUCUGGAACACCCGCGAGAGACGUGCCUGGAACACCCGCGAGAGACGUGCCUGGAACACCCGCGAGAGACGUGCCUGGAACACCCGCGAGGGACGUGCCUGGAACACACGCGAGAGACGCGCCUGGAACACCCGCGGGAGACGUGCCUGGAACACCCUCCUGAAAUCCUGCCUGUAACUUAAUCAUCACUGCCAUAAGAGCCUUUCAUACACCAGUAUUGUGUUGUAUCACUGUAUUAUUACACUGUAUUGUGUUGUAUCACCCCGCGAGGUGACCGCGCAGUGUUCGUGUAAGAGGCGUGGAUCAAGGGCUCAACAUUAGACGCUGAGAACCUCUUCAGCUGCGAAAGUGUCCCGUUAUUGUCGUUGUGAACACAGCCUUUAACAGGACAGAAAGUCUAAGGCGCUCCAAGUCUUAGUAAUUAUUGAGCGUCUCCUAUUGUUUAAAGCCACAGAGUAAUGUAGUCACAAUUAUGACUUUUAUGCGUCAGUAAAUUCACUUAAUUGAAGUAACGUUGCAAAUAAAGUUUGUUGUAUUUUUUUAAAUACAAUAAUUAUAAAAUUUUAACAUUUUAAAAUAUAAAAUAAUGGUAUGUGACCUAGCAGCAUGGUAACGCGUACCUAACUUACGUGUCAAGUUUAGUAACAUCUAACUAAAUACACAACGCUUGGUAACAAGUCUUUGUUAAUGAUUUAAUCAGCAGCUGUGCUAGAGAGCAGCUGUGUUGCCUUGUUAGACUGUUGGCAAAUGUCGUAGUUAGUUGUGGAGAACGUCUCUGGCACAGACCUGCUGCUCCUACAAGUGACCACUCACUCACUACCAUCAACUCCAGUAUAACCUGAAGCCUCUACCAAGUGCCGCCAUCAUGUAAAGCGUGCCUUGUCAGUGGGCGGCUCCGUCAAGUGGCACUCGAGCGAGGAGAGCAUUCAAGUGCCACAUUCAAGUAACCCUUCAAAGGAAAUAAGUACUGCAAGUAUCCCACGUAUAAUAUACAGGAAAAAUUUCCUUGGAAAAAUAAAAUACCCACCGGAUUUAACACCUAAAUCACCUAAACUUUUCAGUUUAGCUUAUAUAAAAAAAGUGCAGAAAUACCGCCUUGAAACAACAUUUUGGCGCGAGAAAACAUUCUUGUGUAAAGCCUUUAAACGAUGUUAGGAUUUUGUAAUGGAUGUAAGUAGUGCUUAGCAAAGAAAGGAUGAAAAACUUUUGAUGGUUAAGACCAAUAGAUUUCUAGUUUUAAGCCCGAGACGUGAGCGUGUGGUGGUGGUGUGGCUGGA
Molecule: messenger RNA, 2575 nt
Organism: Procambarus clarkii (red swamp crayfish)
Lineage: Eukaryota; Metazoa; Arthropoda; Malacostraca; Decapoda; Cambaridae
Source: RefSeq, a predicted model, not a curated record